Clunio marinus is the source of this 189-nucleotide messenger RNA. The record is from the annotation of a GenBank genome assembly. NCBI's taxonomy places the organism in Eukaryota, Metazoa, Arthropoda, Insecta, Diptera, Chironomidae.
AUGCCGGAUAGCUUAACAUUUUCUUUCUCCGAGGCUUUUGAAACUUUUUUCCGGAAAAAGGAAAAUGUUUCAGUUAUUUAUCACUCCACGAACAAAUUAAGAAGCUUACGAAUCAAAUUCAAGGUUUCGAAACUUGCUAAUGCUAAUCCAGAACAUUUGAAAGGGAAAAUUAGGCUUCAUGGAAGUUAA